AUGACGUUCCACCCGUCUUCACACGUCCACGCCGACGGCGGCGAUGGAGACCACAAUUUGUCAAGACCAACAUCGCCUCGCUCCUCGGGCCGAGCAUCCAGUCCGACUCGCACCAACGACGGCGAUGGCGAUGGUGAGGGUACAGCGGCUCGGCAGUCUGCCUCCGCUGUCAUAGCUCGAGACUUCGUCGCAAGCGGCCGCGAAGCGUCAGAAGAGCACCAACGUUCUCGACAACCUUCAGCAGGACCCUGCAUGAAUUCCACCGACUACGCUUCUGUCGACGGUCAUUCAGCACAUCCCGCUCCGACAAUCGUGCCCAGGGAUCCGGCAUCGCACAUUGCUUCUUCGCAGUCCGCUGCGUACCCGGGGCGUGCUGACGACUUGGCAGCGAAUCCGUCUGACGCGCACACGUCUUCCUCCUCUUCCAGCACCCGUCCUUCUGGAUCGCCUCCGCUUACGACCGAUCCUCAACCCCGUCGCUCCGAACACCUUUCUGCUUCUUCUGCGUCACCAAAGACGCCCAACACUGCUUCCAAGGCUGAUUUUGACGGCCAAGCUAGCAGUGUUCGUACGCCUCUAAAGACAGCAACCUCAAAAGACAGCCCGCUCACCGUAGACGAUUCGGACGACGACCAAGAACCUUCCUCUCUCUCAGCCAGCUUCCUUUCUCAACUCGACAAAGAUCCGCGCACUCCCACCGCACGUUACUCUUUCGACGACCACCAAGACUACUUCCAUCGCCUCGAAUGGGAGGCUCUUAUUGAAAAAGAACGCAGCUCCCCGCCUGCUUCUCAAUCAAACCAGCGACAACCGCUCGACAUGGUUUCCAGCAGCAGCAGCAUUAAUCAGCCAGAUGCUGCGGCUUCGGCUGUCACUGCUGCUAGCCCUCCUUCCUCAAUCAGGCGGUCCACGUCGUCCUCGGCCUCUACCGUACUCGGUGAACAGAGUCAAUCCUCUCUCGACGCUACAGAUGCCAAAAAGCCGGUCACCACCUCACGGAAGCGCUCCAACUCGGCAGGCGGCCCCGUCGAGUAUGGCAGCUUCGGCGGACGAGGCAGCUACAAUGUCCGACCUCGCCAUGCCCACCCAGGUCCACCCGCACCCACCACCAAGAUGAUGCUCAACAUGCGCAGCCCCCAACCCUGGGAUCAGACGCAGUCGCGUCGCCCUGGAUCAGCUCAAGGACGUCAGCGCUCCAACAGCCGUUCUGACGACCCCGUGGGUUGGGCGCAGAGGGCCAACUACAGCUUCUUUGCCGACUCAGGUAUCCCAGGCACAAGCUUCCCGCACCCUGGUGUCUUGGCUCCCACCGGCAACCAUGCGCCUGGUGAGGCGAGGACUUCAGCGGAUGGCAGGCUACACGCGGGCGAUUUUGAGAAUACCGUGCAGCCAUGGGACUCGCCUCGUGCGCCAAGGCGGUCGUUGACCAUGACGCCGGGACAAGAGGGUGUGAAACGCUCCAAGCAGCAGACUGGACAGGUGGCGGCGGUCCCUUUGACAAGUGGCAGGCCGAGGGCCUACACAAGUCACUCGGUCGAUGAUGCCGAUCUGCCAAGCACAGCGUUGCAGCGUCACCGCACAAGAGAUUCUGAAAGAGUCACCACUGAUGCUCAGUCUCUUGAGCGAGCUUCGAUGGAAGGUGAGGGCGAUGAUGACCUCGGCGUCAAUGCCAACGACGGCGACGACGGUGAUGACGACGAUGAUGAACAAGGCAAAGACAAAGAGUCGAAACCCAAGCCUUCCGUCAAAGAACGCGCCCAAUCCGCCAUUACCAACAUCCGCCUCUCGUCCAACUACUUUGCCCUCUACAAAGCCGCCGACCGCACCGACAUCACGCUCCUCGUCAUCGGCAUCAUCGCCGCCAUUGGCUCCGGUGUUCCCCUGCCCCUCAUCGGUAUCCUCUUCGGCCAGCUCAUCGACGGCUUCAACUCUGCUGGCUGCAACACCGGCGGCGGUCGACCAACCAACACUUCCGCCUUCCUCUCCUCCGUCGACGACAAGGUCGAAAAGAUCGCCAUCAUUGCCGCGGUCAACUUCUUCCUCAUCUGGACGUACACCACUUGCUGGUCCAAUCUCGGCGAGCGACUUGUCCGCAAGAUGCGCCGGCGCUACCUCGGCUCCGUGCUUCGUCAGGACAUGACGUUCUUCGAUACGCUUCAGCCCGGUGAGGUGGGUACGCGGCUCUCCGCAGAUCUGUUGACCAUCCAGAACGGCACGAGCGAGAAGAUGGGCAUCCUCAUCUCGAGUCUCUCUUACUUUGUCACGAGUUACAUUGUGGCGUUCAUCAAACUGCCCAAGUUGGCGGGGCAGUUGGUGUCGUUAUUGCCCGCUUUCGCUCUUGUCAGCGUGUUGGGCUCGAGGUUUGUGGCCAAAGCGCAGAAGAACACGUCGACGCACUUGUCGCAUGCGUCGAGCUUGGCGGCUGAGGCGUUGAACAACUUGCCCGUCGUACAGGCGUUUGGCUCGCAGCCGAGACUGUCCAACAUCUACCAGAGCCAUCUGGAGCUCGCGAGGAAGCAGGGCACGCUCAAGGCGCUCGCGGCGGCAGGCGUGCUCGGCAGCUUGUUCUUUGUCGGCUACUCGGCCAACGCGCUGGCUUUCUUCUCGGGUUCGAAUCUGAUCGCUUCGUCUGGCAACCCCAGCACGGUGGGCUCGGUGUACACCGUCAUCUUCUUGCUGCUGGAUGCGUCGUUCAUCGUGGGUCAGAUCGCGCCCUAUCUGCAGACAUUCUCGGCGGCCAGUGGUGCAGGGCAGGCGUUGCGUGAAACGAUCGACAAGAGGUCGCCCAUCGACGGUACAGACACACAGCAAGGUAUUACGCCUCAGCCGGGCGACGUCAAGGAAAUUGCGGUGGAGCUGUCGGACGUCGAGUUCAGCUAUCCGGCUCGACCGGACGAGAAGGCGUUGCAGGGGCUGAGCAUCUCGGUGGCCGCAGGCCAUCGUGUGGCCCUCGUGGGUCUGUCAGGAUCGGGCAAGUCGACGGUGGCCUCGCUGCUGCAACGGUUCUACGACCCCACUUCGGGCCGCGUCACGCUCAAUGGUGUCGAUCUGCGCGACUACAAUGUGCGUUGGCUUCGCUCUCAAAUCGGAGUUGUUGGGCAAGAGCCGGUGCUGUUCGAUUGCUCUAUCAUGCAGUCGAUCGCACACGGACUGGUGGGCUCGCCUGCGCACGCACACCUGCACUCGACCGUCCUCGCCUUCUCGCAAGUCGGCCAGGAGAAAACAGGCACCGACCUCAACCAGGUGCUCACAACACCGGAACAGCUCGAACAGCUCGAAGAGAUCAAGAAGCUCUGCACACGCGCAGCUCAACUCGCCGGCGCGCACUCGUUCAUCGAAAAGCUGCCCCAGGGCUAUGACACGCAAGUCGGCGAGGCCGGUGGAAAGCUCAGCGGCGGUCAGAAGCAGAGGAUCUCGAUUGCGCGGGCCAUCGUCAAGCAGCCUAAGCUGCUUAUCCUUGAUGAAGCUACGGCCGCGCUGGAUUCCCACUCGGAGCAUGCGGUGGCGAAAGCGCUUGAUAGCAUCUCGGAAGGCGUUACGACUGUUGCUAUUGCGCAUAGGCUGGCGACAAUCCGCAACUACGACCAAAUCAUUGUCAUGGGUGCUGGUAAAGUGUUGGAGCAGGGGACGCACAAAGAGUUGCUGGCACAGAGAGGUUAUUACUACAAGCUGGCUGUUGCUCAGGAUACUGGUGCUUCGCAUGCUGCUGAUGAUGGUGAAGUAUCGUCGAGCGAUGAGCAAGGAGAGGAGGUUGAGGAGGAACAGAGCGAGACGGCGGACGGAUCGGCCCAGCAGCAGCAGGAACGACAGCGAAGGGGUCGACGUAGGAUGGACGAUGUUGUCGAAGGAGACGAGAUGGAAGGACCUCCGGCUGUCGGUCUGACCGGUCCCGAACAGUCGGCGUCGCCCUCUCGGGAUUCGAACCAGUCCACGUUGCACCGGAACAGUGUCGAAGAUGCUGCCAACAGCAAGAGUCGUGCUGAUCUUGCCGGAGCUCAUGCGCAUGGCAAUGAUGACCACGAACAAACCGAAAAGGAGGCGACUGAGGUUCCAAGCGAACAAGCCGCUCGACGCUAUCCACCGCGCGUGAUCUUCAAGCGUAUCCUGUGGAUGCUACGUCGCGAAUGGCCGUACAUCCUGCUCGGCCUGUUCACCAGCACGAUCAUGGGCGGCUCGUACUCGGGCGAAGCUGUGCUCUUCGGUCACGUCAUCGAAGCGCUCAACCCGCAAUGCCGUAGUCCCGACGGCGUCCGUGCGUCGGGCCGACAGUUCGGUCUCUACUUCUUCAUCCUCGCGCUUAUCCAGUUCUUUGCGUACUCGAUCAACGGUCUCGUGUGGGGCCUCGUCGCCGAGCGCUUGCUCUUCCGUCUGCGUCGCGUCUCGUUCGACACGAUGAUGGAUCAGCGUCUCACGUGGUACGAAGCACAGGACAAGAACCCAGCUUCGAUGAUUGCCUCGCUUUCCAAUGACGCCAACAAUCUCGGCGGCGUGACGGGCACAGUGAUCGGCACGAUCUUCUGCAUCUUUGUCAACCUCAUCGCCGGGAUUUCCGUGUCGAUGGCCAUCGCAUGGCGGAUUGCGAUCGUCAUUCUCGCGCUGGUGCCCAUCAUCCUCGCCGCUGGUUAUCUGCGCCUGAAGGUGCUGGCGGAUUUCCAGAAACGCCACGAAACGGCUUACGUCAAGUCGAACUCGCUCGCCAUCGAAGCGGUGCAGUGCAUCAAGACUGUUGCCAGCUUAGGCCGGGAGGAAGACGUGAUGCGCAAGUUCGAGAGAUCCUUGGAGAAUCCCUACCGCGAGAGCAUGCGGCACUUCCUGUUCGGCAACGUGUUCUUGGCCCUGGCGCUCAGCAUCAGUUACUUUAUCUAUGCAUUUGCGUACUGGUGGGGUAGCCAGAACAUUGCCGAAGGGAGAUACUCGCAGACGGCGUUCUUCAUCGUGCUGCCAGCGCUGCUGUUCUCGGCACAGGCCAGUGGACAGCUGUUGGCGUUUGCACCGGAUUUCUCCAAGGCGCACGUGUCCGCUGCCAACUUUUUCCGGUUGAUGGAUCAGAGGCCCAAGGCGGUGGAGCGGCAGAAGCUGAUCGAGCGCGAGAGGGCCGAAGCGAAGGCUGCGAAGCGAAGUGGUGGUGGUGGUGGUGGUGGUGGUGGCGCGGGUCUGUUCCGUCGUGGACGAGAUGACAUUCUUGCUGCUGCGGAGGCUAAAGACGAUGUUGAGACCAGUGGUGUUGCUGGGUCGGCAGAUGCUGUGGAGAAGAAGGGACCGUCGACGAUCGAGUUUGACCAUGUCUCGUUUACAUACCCCACACGAGAUGACCCGGCGCUCAAGGAUGUUUCGCUUCGCAUCCCCGGUGGAUGCUUUGCAGCCUUUGUGGGCCAAUCAGGCUCAGGAAAGACUACAGCCAUGUCGCUCAUCGAGAACUUUUACACCCCUGCUUCAGGCACCGUUACCGUCGACGGCCUCCGCACCGACCGUACACCGGACCACAUUCUUCGUCGAGACAUCGCCAUCGUACCGCAAGAACCUGUCAUCUUCUACGGCACUGUGCGGUUCAACGUCCUCCUCGGCCUGCGCCCUGACCUUGCACGCGCCACCUCGGCCUCCACGGUUCGUCGACGCCGACGAGGUAAGCACCUGACGCCACUCGAACAGGAAGCGGCGGACGACGAUGCAGCGCUCCUUGCCCCCUACAAACCAGACACAGCCUGGCAGACGUCGAUCCCCGAUUCGCUCGUGGUCGAAGCGUGCCAAGCGGCAGGGAUCCACGAGACGAUCAUGCGCUUCAAAAAGGGCUACGACACACUGAUCUCGUCGUCGCAGCUCAGUGGCGGACAGAAGCAACGCCUCUCGAUCGCACGUGCCCUCAUCCGCAAACCGCGCCUCCUGCUGCUCGACGAGAGCACCAGCGCACUGGACAGCCAGUCGGAACAGGCAUUCCAACAGACGCUCUCGGCCAUACGCCACAAGGGCGACUGCACCAUCUUGGCCAUCGCGCACCGCAUGAGGACCAUCAAGGAUGCCGACGUCAUCUUCCUCUUCGAAAACGGCGAGUUGGAGGCGCAGGGCGGGUAUGCGCAGUUGAUCAAGCAGAGCGAUAAGUUCAAGGCCAUGGUCAGCUAUCAGAGUCUCAAUUAG
Messenger RNA from Sporisorium graminicola, 6132 nucleotides. RefSeq lists its product as uncharacterized. The record is from RefSeq and is a predicted model, not a curated record. The transcript has a single exon. NCBI's taxonomy places the organism in Eukaryota, Fungi, Basidiomycota, Ustilaginomycetes, Ustilaginales, Ustilaginaceae. Bases 1 to 6132 code for a protein of 2043 amino acids. Gene Ontology annotation, molecular function: ABC-type transporter activity; ATP hydrolysis activity; ATP binding. Gene Ontology annotation, biological process: transmembrane transport. Gene Ontology annotation, cellular component: membrane.